AUGAUAUUACCAGUGGAUCUAGCAGAAAGGAGUAAUUUGGAAGAAUCUGAUGAGGAAGAAGACAGCUACCACUUUCAGCAGAUGUAUUUGACUGUAUAUGCUACUUUAGGAGGCAAUAAUGCAGGGCAUACAGUUGUUGUGGAUUCUGUGGAGUAUGAUUUUCAUCUUCUGCCAAGUGGGAUCAUCAAUCCAAAAGUCACUGCAUUCAUCGGAAAUGGUGUUGUAAUUCAUUUGCCAGGACUCUUCGAAGAGGCUGAAAAAAACGUAAAGAAAGGAAAAGGGCUAGAAGGCUGGGAAAAAAGACUAAUAAUUUCUGACAGGGCUCAUAUUGUAUUUGAUUUCCACCAAGCUGCUGAUGGCAUCCAAGAACAACAGAGGCAAGAACAAGCAGGAAAGAAUUUGGGAACUACCAAAAAAGGAAUUGGUCCCGUAUAUUCUUCAAAAGCAGCUCGAAGUGGACUCAGAAUGUGUGAUCUUGUUUCUGAUUUUGAUGAAUUUUCUGAGAGGUUCAAAGUGUUAGCCAAUCAGUACAAAGCGAUAUAUCCUACCUUAGAGAUCGAUAUUGAAGGGGAAUUGACGAAGCUCAAGGGAUACAUGGAAAAAAUAAAACCAAUGGUAAGGGAUGGCGUUUAUUUCAUGUACGAGGCUUUACACGGACCACCAAAGAAGAUCUUAGUAGAAGGUGCAAAUGCAGCUCUGCUGGACAUAGAUUUUGGCACAUACCCUUUUGUGACUUCAUCAAACUGCACAGUUGGAGGUGUGUGUACAGGUCUGGGCAUGCCGCCGCAGAAUGUCGGGGAAGUGUACGGAGUUGUGAAAGCAUAUACCACAAGAGUUGGAAUCGGUGCCUUUCCUACAGAACAAGAUAACGAAAUUGGAGAAUUGCUGCAAACAAGAGGUAAAGAGUUUGGUGUUACCACUGGUAGAAAGAGAAGAUGUGGCUGGCUGGACCUUGUGUUACUCCGAUAUGCCUACAUGAUUAAUGGAUUUACUGCGCUGGCACUUACCAAAUUGGAUAUCUUGGAUGUAUUUCCAGAAAUCAAAGUUGGUGUUGCCUACAAACUAGAUGGUGAAAUCAUACCUCAUUUUCCUGCCAACCAGGAAGUCUUAAAUAAAGUAGAGGUUCAGUAUGAGACACUCCCGGGAUGGGAUACGGACAUAUCAAAUGCAAGGACGUUUGAUGAGCUGCCAGUAAAUGCACAGAAUUACGUUCGCUUUAUAGAAAUGGAGUUGGGUGUUCCUGUUAAAUGGAUUGGAGUAGGGAAAUCCAGGGAAUCAAUGAUCCAGCUGUUUUAAAGAUUUCAGAUGCAUGGAAGAAAGCACACUCCUCAAAAGACUGCUCAUUCUUAAAUGCAUUAGUAGCCCGCAAAGCAAAGAUGUUGGAAAGAUACAGAUUUUUUUUUUGCAUGGAAAGAAAUGCUAGAGUUGAUACCCUCAAAUCAAUCGCUACUCCUGAAAGAGACUUUAUCAUGAACCUGUAUCAGUUCUUGUUCAACUGCAAUUUCCAGGAUGUUUGUCAUUGUUCAAGGUGCCAUCAGAUUUUUUUUUUCUUUUCUAAUACUUACUUCAUCAUGUAAUUCCUGUUUGAAAAUCUAAGGUAGCAUUACUUUCAUGACUGUUUAUUAUCCUCUCUCUGCUUUUGGCGGUGUUACUUCCCUGAAAUUUUAGACAGUAAAAAUAAUGCAGUUUUGCACAGAUAGUUUUACAUCCUCAUUAUUUGUAUUCCUAAAGCUGUUGUAUUCUUAAUGGCUGCUCUUGUGAGUGAUUAAAGAGGGGAAUUCUGAUUUUAUAAUGCUAUAAA
Opisthocomus hoazin is the source of this 1801-nucleotide messenger RNA. NCBI's taxonomy places the organism in Eukaryota, Metazoa, Chordata, Aves, Opisthocomiformes, Opisthocomidae. The record is from RefSeq and is a predicted model, not a curated record.